CAAUAUUAACUUUGUGCCGCAAGGACCUUAUUGAACCAUCCACUGAAAUAAUUGCAUUAUGUACCAAUACUCUGAACUUUCUGAAGAAGGUCUCAAUUCUGGUUGUGGAAAUGGAGGAAGAGAUUCAAGAGAAGCUUCUGAGACAAGGAGAUGUUGAUGAGGAAGUAAAGCUCAUGGACAAGGUGUGGAUUGAGACCAAAAAGAUUUGGAUUGUCGCCGGUCCUGCGAUUUUCACAAGAUUUUCUACGUAUGGGAUAAACUUAAUCAGUCAAGGCUUUGUUGGGCACAUUGGUCCAACUGAGCUGGCUGCUUAUUCACUUGUGGUUACUGUCCUGUUGAGGUUUUCAAAUGGCAUAUUGUUGGGCAUGGCAAGUGCAUUGGAAACUUUGUGUGGGCAAUCAUAUGGUGCAAAACAAUACCACAUGAUGGGAGUAUAUCUUCAAAGAUCAUGGAUAGUCUUGUUCAUUUCCUCUAUCUUUCUUCUACCCUUGUUUAUCUUUACUACUCCACUAUUGAAGGCUUUCGGCCAGGAAGAGCAUAUUACAGAAGUGGCAGGAAUCAUUUCUCUUUGGAUUAUUCCUGUGAUGUUUGCCUUCAUUGCAGCCUAUAGUUGCCAAAUGUUCCUACAAGCACAAAGCAAGAACAAGAUUAUCUCCUACUUGGCGGCAACUUCAGUGUCAAUUCAUCUGCUUCUUUCUUGGCUUUUGACCGUGAAAUAUAAAUUUGGAAUCACAGGAGCAAUGGUAUCGGCAGUUAUGGCAUACUGGAUUCCAGAUCUGGGUCAACUUCUGUUCAUUAUGUGUGGUGGUUGCAAUGAAACAUGGAAAGGCUUCUCAGUUUUGGCUCUCAAAGAUCUUUGGCCUGUAUUGAAGCUUUCUCUGUCAUCUGGUGUCAUGAUUUGUGUAGAGUUAUGGUACAACACAAUCUUGAUUCUUCUAACAGGAAACAUGACAAAUGCUGAGGUUUCCAUUGAUGCUCUCGCUAUCUGCAUCAAUAUCAAUGGUCUGGAAAUGAUGAUAUCCCUUGGAUUUUUGGCUGCAGCGAGUGUUAGGGUCUCGAACGAACUUGGAAGAGGAAGCUCAAAAGAUGCAAAGUUCUCCAUCAAAGUCAUAGUUCUCACGUCAUUUAUCAUUGGACUAGUGCUAUUUGUGUUCUUCCUACUCCUUAAGGGACGUAUUGCAUACAUAUUUACUAAUAGCCAUGAGGUGGCUAGCGUAGUUGCAGAUCUAUCACCACUGUUGGCUUUCUCUAUACUUAUGAACAGUGUUCAACCUGUGCUCUCUGGAGUUUCUGUUGGUGCUGGGUGGCAAAGCAUUGUAGCAUACGUGAACUUAUCAUGCUACUACCUGGUUGGGCUUCCCGUUGGAGUUUUGCUUGGUUAUGUUGCUCAUUUCGGAGUCAAAGGUGUUUGGAUGGGAAUGUUGUUAGGCACAUUUGUUCAAACGAUAGUACUUAUUAUUAUCACCUGGAGAACUGACUGGGAUAAACAGGUGCUAUAG
Messenger RNA from Pistacia vera, 1499 nucleotides. RefSeq names its product protein DETOXIFICATION 21-like. The transcript has 9 exons. Gene Ontology annotation, biological process: xenobiotic detoxification by transmembrane export across the plasma membrane. Gene Ontology annotation, molecular function: antiporter activity; xenobiotic transmembrane transporter activity. Gene Ontology annotation, cellular component: membrane. The record is from RefSeq and is a predicted model, not a curated record. NCBI's taxonomy places the organism in Eukaryota, Viridiplantae, Streptophyta, Magnoliopsida, Sapindales, Anacardiaceae. The coding region runs from base 111 to 1499 and encodes 462 amino acids.